This is a messenger RNA of Dioszegia hungarica, 1650 nucleotides long. RefSeq names its product major facilitator superfamily domain-containing protein. The coding region runs from base 1 to 1650 and encodes 549 amino acids. Gene Ontology annotation, molecular function: basic amino acid transmembrane transporter activity. Gene Ontology annotation, cellular component: fungal-type vacuole membrane. The record is from RefSeq and is a predicted model, not a curated record. The transcript is spliced from 9 exons. NCBI's taxonomy places the organism in Eukaryota, Fungi, Basidiomycota, Tremellomycetes, Tremellales, Bulleribasidiaceae. Gene Ontology annotation, biological process: transmembrane transport; basic amino acid transport.
AUGGCUGCAAGCGAGCAAGAGCGCCUGCUCUCAGGGCCCAAGCCGACAACGACGCCCACGUCGUAUGGUACGAACGGCGACGACGACGACCGGUCGUCCGAUCUCGCAGAUGGCGAACCUAGCAAGCAUGUCGAGGGCACGGACGGGAAGAAGACUUUCAGGGAGAUCUGGCCAAUGUGUUUGGGCUUAUCGACGGCGGUGUUCUGCUCAGCCUUGGGAGCGACGGUAGUAGCGAAUGUUCAGGUUGAUAUCGGCUCCUACUUCCGUGCUGGGUCUUUGUCCGCCUGGCUGGGUACAUCCUAUCUUCUCGGGCUCGCCGCUAUGACGCCCCUCUACGGUCGUCUCGCUCAAGUGAUGGGUCGGAAAGGGGCCAUGCUGCUCGCCAUGUCCCUCUUCUUUGUGGGCACUCUGUGCUGCGCCAUCGCACCGAGCAUGAUCACGAUUCUCAUUGCUCGUGGUGUUGCUGGAGCCGGAUCGGGCGGUAUAUUGACAGUUACUGCUAUCAUCAUCACCGAUCUGGUCUCGAUAGCAGAUCGAGGGCUCUAUCAAGGCGGUGUCAACGUCCUCUUCGGCGCGGGGGCAGCUGCUGGCGCCGUCGUCGGUGGUGCGAUCGCUGAUGCCCUGGGCUGGCGAGCUGCGUUCUGGAUACAGGUGCCUCUCAUCGCACUUGCCUCUGCGCUCAUCAUCGCCAAGGUCAAUGUGGUCCACGUCCGAGGGGACAAGUCAGCUUGGGAGAAGUUCAAGGGGAUUGACUGGGCCGGAUGCGCUUCUUUGGUGUUCUGCAUCACCUCGCUCUCACUAGGCACAUCCCUCGCAACCUCCUCCGGCUAUCCCUGGACACAUCCCGCCGUCAUCUCAUUGUUAUCCGCCUUCAUCAUCUCUAUCCCCAUCUUCACCUUUAUUGAGCGUCGAGCCGCCGAGCCGAUUCUCCCACUUUCGCUCCUGACCCGUGCACAGCCUGCUCUGAUCUUGAUGGGGUUCUCAUGGCUUACAGCUGCCAACUUCUCGAGGAUAUACAUGCAACCAGUAUACCUACACGUCAGUCGGGGGCUGAACGGAUCGCAAACUGGUCUGCUAUUGUUACCGAGCUCGGUUGUCGGAUCGAUAUCUAGCCUGUACGCAGGUUGGCACAUGCGACAUUACAAGGAAUACAAGUGGUUCCAAUUCGCUGUCUCGCUCAUUCCCUGGCUUCAGGGCCUGUCCAUCAUCGCCUCUUGGGCACCAGACACCAACAAGCAUCGCUUAUGGGCCGAAAUGGCAGUAGGUGCGCUGGGUGGCGGGGCGGUCAUCACGAGUCUCUUGACGUCGAUGGUCAAUUGUGUCGAGCCUAGCGAAAUGUCUCUUGCCAUCUCAGCAUGCUAUCUUUUCCGCUCGCUCGGCCAGGUCCUCGGUGUGGCCAUCUCGGCCGCCAUUCAGCAAUCCGUCCUCGUCCAGUCGUUGACCAAACGACUACCGAACGAGACGCCCGAGCUCAUUCGCCAGAUCAUCCAGGAGCCGAGCAGUAUCAUACCGCAUCUGGCCGCAGAGGUGCAGAUGCAGGCUCGGCUAAGCUAUCUGGAGAGUAUAAGAGGGGUGUUUGGAUUCGUCGUCGUGGGUGGAGUAGUACUGAGCGGGAUCUGCCUCGGCGUCAGGGCGCGGCCACUGACCUGA